Drosophila willistoni is the source of this 1329-nucleotide messenger RNA. RefSeq lists its product as uncharacterized. NCBI's taxonomy places the organism in Eukaryota, Metazoa, Arthropoda, Insecta, Diptera, Drosophilidae. The transcript has 3 exons. The coding region runs from base 122 to 1042 and encodes 306 amino acids. The record is from RefSeq and is a predicted model, not a curated record.
UGUUGGCACGAUAGUUGCAAAAAUCAGCAUUUUUGUCCCAAUCUUUUUUCUUUGCGACUUGCUACAGACACGUGUUUCUUCCAGUGGUUGUGAAAAAUUUCAAUACGAAUAUUAUAUCAACAUGAGUAUUUUUGAAAAAGUGUUGGACCUUUUCGAAAGUCAGAAUAGAGCCGUUAAUUCGCACCUGCGCUUGCAGCAAACUAUUAUGACGAAUAUCUUAGCCUCCCAGAAGGGGAUAACAAUUGCUAGCAACCCUCAACAGCAACCACUUACGGCGAAUACCCUACGCUCCCAAUGUUCAAACAUUGAGAAAAACGGACAACAGCAGCCUAAUAAGGCGAAUACCUUAAGCUGCCAGAAAGUGAUGACAAUUUCUAAGGACAAACCCGUUAUGGCGAAUACCUUAGGCUCACAGGGGAAAACCUUAGUCAUUGAUGAAAACCGACAAAAAAAAUGCCUAAUGUCGGAUACCUCAGGCUCCCAAAUAGUGAUGAAAAUUGCUAAAAACGAACCAGAGCAAGCACUAAUGGCGAAAUCGCUAAGCUACCAGUUGUCAGUUAUUAAUGAAAACGGACAAUAUAAAGGGGCCUUGGUUCCGAUAGCUUCGUCAACGAUUGACAACAAGGAAAACAUUCUUCCUCGUAUCAUUACACUAGAGGAAGUUUUUCAGAGACUUCAACGCGAAUCUUUACAUCGUUGUUGCCUUUGCGGUACAGCAAUUUAUAAGAAGGACCGCUUGGAGCACUUGUACAUGUGCUGCUUACAGAUCAGUGGGGGCUUAUACACCCUGAGAUGCGAUAUUUGCAAUGUCUUUCGAUGCGUCUACAAAUCACACCUUAGUUCCCACCAGAAAAGCUGCACGAAUGUAAAGUUCCUUCCGUUAAGAGCCUUGUUGAACAAGGUACUUAAAGGCGGCAAGGAAGGAGCGUUUGUGGCCGGCAUAAUUUCCUCAAUUGAGGCAAAGGGUCCGAGAGUAACAGUGGACAUUGUAAAGAAAAAAUUCGAUCGAAAAAUGAAGAUUGCAUGCAAAGAAAACCUAUAGGAAAAGAACAAAUACAUAUAUUCUUUUACUAAGUUAAACUAACUCAACGGAAUGUACUGGAAAAUUAACUUGCGCUGUUUUUUUCCUUGCUUCCCUUUAUGCCCUGCCCUGCCCUGCCCCUGCCUCAGACAGACAGGCAGACGGAAAACGAGCUGAUUUAAUUUUAUUUACUUUUAAUUUUUAAUGAUUUAUGUACACAUACACAUACAUAGAUUUAAUUGUUAAGUGCAUAUGUGUAUGAAAUGGCGAUAAGCUGAAAAAAGCACGAGUUCAUCUUUGACUAUGAA